This is a messenger RNA of Puntigrus tetrazona (Sumatra barb), 3330 nucleotides long. Its product is annotated as wings apart-like protein homolog. Gene Ontology annotation, biological process: regulation of chromosome condensation. The transcript is spliced from 19 exons. Bases 1 to 3330 code for a protein of 1109 amino acids. The record is from RefSeq and is a predicted model, not a curated record. Lineage: Eukaryota; Metazoa; Chordata; Actinopteri; Cypriniformes; Cyprinidae.
AUGACAUCUAGAUUUGGAAAAACAUACAGCCGAAGAGGAGGCGAUGGGACCUCGAAGUUUGACGAGGUGUUGUCCAAUAAAAGAGCCACGCUCAGCACCAAAUGGGGCGAGACGACUUACAAAGCCAAGGUGGGAGCAAAGAGGCCCGGUUUGAAGACCGAGGUGACGGAUCAGACCAAGAGGACCAAGGUCUCGGACGGUGAUGGCUCAGAGGAUCCGUUCGGAUUCGACAGCGACGAAGAAUCCAAGCCGGUCACGUCUCGCAACGUAGCCCAGGCUAAAUCCAAAAUGACGUCGACAGGGGGAUCCCAGGCCAGCCUAACGCUGGAGCCCAACAGCAGGGUGAACCAGCCUGCCAGUGUAGAGGCCGUGGCCCCAGCAGGGCCCCUUUCUCUCAGCAGAAAAACCCAGAGCUGGUCCAUGGAGAGCACAGAUCGCCACAGCUACUCAUGGUACAAAAACCCUUCUGAAAGCGACACAAGACCUCUUGCCCAGACCACCACGUUAAAGUCUGAAAAAACAGAGGACAAGGAUUCUUACGAUGCCUGGAGCGCUGUGGUCGGUCUGGGAGCACGCUCCACAUCUCUCUUUACGGGACCUAAAGACCCUCCGCUCACCUUGUGGGCAUCCAAACCAUCUGAAAGCGAAGACCACUCUCAGUCUGUGCUCAGGGCGUCCAACUGCAGAACAUACUGCAGACCCAGUAAAGGCAAACAGCCCGGUGGAGCUGAUGGGAGUGGAAGCGCUUCCAGCCAUAGCUCCAUGGGAGCGUUGGAGAACAGCGGAGCAGAAAAUGCUGGGAAAACUAUAAACAGAGGUCGGACGAGAGACUUUACAGUGCUACACCCGUCUUGUGUUUCCAUGUUUAACGUCACCUUCCAGGACUCCAUGGAUCGUAGUAUGGAGGAGUACACAGCCAGCGCCCCAGCUGCUAGUCCAGGAGAUGCAGGAAGACUGAGGAAGAAAAUGGAGACAGAAAGCAAACCUUUCAGUCGUUCCAAACCCACACAGAGCAAAACGAAGAGCAGUAAGCUGGAGCUUUUUGGGUUUGAUGACACUGACGCUGUGGCUGAGGAUGACGACUCUGCUUCGGGGAGCUCUAACUACAGGAUCAAAUACUUCGGCUUUGAUGACCUAAGUGAGAGUGACAGUGAGGAAGACGAGGGUUCCUCUGAAAGAAGAAAAGCUAAGAGGAAGGCUGCAGCAGGUGUAGCAGUGCCACUGAUGUCAACAGAGACCAUUGUUGACAGUCCUCUUCCGAGAGAGAUGCCGAGCUCUCAGAGCAGUCACACUGCAGGUCACAGUCACGGCCUUAAAAACGGUCAGUAUUUACACCCAACACAAUUUCUGGGGAUAGGUCCCCUUUCCUCUGAGACGGUAAGGAAACCUCAGGUCAAAGCUCAGGAGAAAGCCAAGGAGAGCAGCAGGAAGAUCUUCAGUGGGCCUAAAAAGUCGCCUACUAAAGCUGUGUAUAAUGCAAGACACUGGAACCAGCCAGAGCCAGAAGAGCUGCUGCCCAUGCCUCCAUCACGAUCUCAGGCUCCUCCAGCCGCUUCAUCGGGAGGCAGUAAAGAGUCGAACUCGCACAAGGACGACACGGAGUGUUCAAAGCUCCAGCUCCUCCUCCCAAAGUCAUCAAGUCCGUCACUGUCCCCACAGAACCUUACCAGGACAUGGUCACUGCACUCAAAUGUAGGAAAGAACACAAGGAGUUUCUGGGCCAGGGAUAAUGUUGUUGCUGUCUAUGGAGGGUCACGUGAGGUCUUAUGGAUUUGGGACGACAUGAGGCGAUUGUACACCGUUGUUCAGCACGUGAAGCACUUCAAUGACGUAGUGGAAUUUGGCGAGAAUCAGGAGUUCACAGAUGACUUUGAAUAUCUUGCCACUGGUCUGAAGACUGGUCAACCCCUUAACACACGCUGCCUUAGUGUUAUUAGUUUGGCCACGCGAUGCGCCAUGCCCGGUUUCAGGAUGCACCUGAGGGCUCGUGGGAAAGUGGCUCAGGUCUUUAAAACUCUCAAUGAUGCGCCUCAACAUCCACUCUCGUGUACGGCCUCUCUGAUGUACAUACUCAGCCGAGACCGCUUGAACAUGGACCUGGAUCGGGCAAGUCUGGAUCUAAUGAUUCGCUUGCUGGAAUUAGAACAGGACAAAUCCAUUGCCGAUCAGCUAACGACAAAAGAGAUGAACAAAGUAAAAGAAAAGAUUCGUAAACUCUGCGAAACCGCCCAUAAUAAGCAUCUUGACUUGGAGAAUAUCACGACAGGACAUUUAGCAAUGGAGACACUGUUGUCGUUGACGUCGAAGAGAGCGGGGGAUUGGUUUAAAGAAGAACUCCGGCUUCUGGGAGGCCUGGACCACAUUGUAGAUAAAGGUCUUCUACUUUCGCUCAGUAUUUCAUUAAAGUGUGUGGAAAACCUGAGCCGAGAGGAUGAUAAGGAGAACCUAGUGGCGUCAUUGUGGGGUGCUGAGAGAUGUUUGCGCUCUCUAGAAAGUGUAACGGUUCACAAUCCAGAAAACCAGGCCUACCUGAUCGCGUACAAGGACUCUCAGCUCAUAGUGUCUUCAGCAAAAGCAUUACGGCACUGUGAGGAGAUGAUCCAGAGGUACAGUCGAGAGGUGAACAGAGGUCUGUGCUCAUCAGGCACGCCGCUGCCCUACUGCAGCAACAGCAACGUGGAAUGGGGCAGCACAAAGACGGGCGAGCAAGAGGAUUUAAUCAGCACGGCGCUGCACUGUGUGCUCAGGGUCCCACAGUACCUGCCGCAGGAGCGGAGGUUCGAUAUCAGAGUCCUGGGUCUGGGCUUGCUCAUUAAUCUGGUGGAGUACAGCGCGAGGAACAGACACUGUCUGAUAGAGCUGCAGAUGGAGGGAGUUGAAGUCUGGGACUCCAUGUGUGUGUCUGACAAAGAUGAGUUGCAGACUGGGAGAUCUCUCAGCGCUAUCGCUGCUCUGGUGAAGAGAGAGCAUGCAGCCAUGUUAGCGGAGGCGGAGACGGAUGACUUCAUCAACGAUCCGCCAAAGUCCCAACUGGACCAGAGUGGAGAAUGGAAGGAGACCAAUGAAGAGAUCCAGUGGUCGCUUCAGAAAACAACAACAGCACAGAGGACAAGAAGAAGGGAGAGGAUGAUGAAGAACUCGAUCUCAACAAAGUGUGAUGUGGGCACCAAGGGACAGAAGUCCAUCUCCAGGGUCAUUGAUUAUCUGGAACAUCUGCUAGUGUGUUUGCAGAGCUCCACGCAGACCUCAGAUCACUGCUGCCCAACCCAACACACCUGGGAAAACUAUCAUCAUCAUCAUCAAUCAGUACCUUCCUCAUUCAGACUGUAA